GAUUAAAGCGCUUCUCCUUUAGCAGGGAUUUAUUUAUCUCCUCCUCCGAGCACUCACACACACACACACACACACACACACACACAUAUUAUAUAUAUAUAUACACACACACACACACACACACACCCCGCGGAACAGCAGCAUGUCUGUAGCAGGGCUGAAGAAGCAGCUCCAUAAAGCCACUCAGAGAGUGAGUGAGAAAGUGGGCGGAGCUGAAGGAACCAAACUCGACAAUGACUUCACAGAAAUGGAGAAGAAGGUGGAUGUUACGAGCCGAGCUGUGCUGGACAUCAUGACCAAGACUACAGAAUACCUGCAGCCCAACCCAGCGACCCGUGCUAAGAUGAGUAUGAUGAGCUCCAUGUCGAAGAUCCGUGGGGGUGAUAAGGGGCCGGGUUACACACAGAUGGAGACAGUACUGGGUGAAGCCAUGCAGAAGUUCGGCCGUGAGCUCGGGGACGAUUCAAACUUCGGCCUUGGUCUGAUCGAUGCUGGAGAAGCCAUGAAAGAGCUUGGGGAGGUGAAGGAUGCAUUGGAUAUGGAGGUGAAACAGAACUUUAUCGACCCGAUGCAGGUGUUGCAUGAUAAAGACCUGAAGGAGAUCCAGCACCAUUUGAAGAAGAUGGAGGGUCGGCGUCUGGACUUUGACUAUAAGAAGAAGCGUCAGGGGAAGGUUACUGAGGACGAGAUCAAGCAGGCGCUGGAGAAAUUUGAUGACUCCAAGGACAUCGCUGAGCAGAGCAUGUUCAACCUGCUGGAGAGUGAUGUGGAGCAGGUGAGUCAGUUGGCUGCUCUGGUGCAGGCUCAGGUGAAUUAUCACAGACAAGCAGUGGAGAUCCUGCAGCAGCUCUCCAGCAAGAUUGAUGACAGAAUUAGAGAAGCUUCCAAUAAGCCCAGGAAAGAGUACACACCUAAACCUCGAGCUUCACUCGACUUAUCCUCUAUUGAGAGCCAUAAUGGUGGAUUAGGACACAACCGGGCUGCCUCUCGCUCCCCGGCUCCUCUGGAUCAUCCGUGUUGUCGCGCGCUGUAUGAUUUUGAUCCAGAAAACGAGGGAGAGCUGGGCUUUAAGGAGGGUGACAUCAUCACGCUGACCAAUCAGAUCGAUGAGAACUGGUAUGAAGGGUCAGUAAAUGACCAAUCAGGAUUCUUCCCUGUUAAUUAUGUUGAUGUCAUGGUGGCUUUGCCACAUUAAAUCCAUCCUGAACCUUCAACUAUUGACGUGCACUUCUCUUUGGAAAGAGAGAAAAAUAUCAUCAGAGCGAUCAUUAGAGCAGAAAGAAAGAAUAUUUGUCUUUCUGUUUUUGCCCUGUUUCUCUCUGUUCUCUCUUGUGUUCUGAAGGUUUCUGAUCUUUCUCUCCUUUGUUUCCUGCUCUCUCUCUCCUCUGUCUUUGUGUUUCUCUCUUCUUUCACUCUUCUAUUUCACUUUUCUCCUUCUUUCUCUCUGUCGUAUUUGUGCAUGAUGUAAGAAGCGUUUGCACUUUAGAGGAAAUUUAUUAUUUCCAUUUUGAUUUUGUUUGUGAUGUGAAAGUGUUGUUAUAAAUUUCUAACCGUCGUCACCUCCUGCAGAGAAACAGCUGAUGUGUUGUGUUCCCCUCUGAGCUCCACUGAUCUUUAACUAUGAAAAGGCUCUAUUAUUAUAAUAUUUGUCAAUUCUGUUAUAAAUGAUUAUUUUAAUACAUUUAUGAUUUAGUACAUGAACAGUAAAUGAAAUGUGAAUCAAUGAAAGUGAUGAAUAAUGAUAAUUAUUAUUAUUAUUAUUAUUAUUUUCUUCUUUUUGCAUGCUGAGUUUCACUUGAACACGUUUCACACGGCUGGAACUUUUAUUUAAUCCUAAAGAUGAAUUUAAUCACAGUAUUAAACACCAACAAUAACAGUAAUGUGAAACUGAGACUGUGACAUGUUAAUAUUAAUAAACACACAGUGAGAA
Messenger RNA from Tachysurus vachellii, 1930 nucleotides. It is a transcript of the gene sh3gl2a, whose product is annotated as SH3 domain containing GRB2 like 2a, endophilin A1. The record is from RefSeq and is a predicted model, not a curated record. Gene Ontology annotation, molecular function: protein binding. Gene Ontology annotation, cellular component: presynapse; cytoplasm; glutamatergic synapse. The coding region runs from base 143 to 1195 and encodes 350 amino acids. The transcript has 9 exons. Lineage: Eukaryota; Metazoa; Chordata; Actinopteri; Siluriformes; Bagridae. Gene Ontology annotation, biological process: synaptic vesicle uncoating.